UUGGUCCCACCGUUGGACCAACCGUUCCACGUGCAACAAUCCCCCGCAUGCAUGGUUUCAUCACCAUCGGCAACCGAUUCGGCAGCUUCGCCGCCAUCUACCGUCGAGGAUUCAACGUCAUGGUCAAGACUUGAAGAGCUCCACCCAUUGACAUUUGCGGACUUCCAAUGGAUGCCCCUUCCCUGGUCCGGUCGAUUGUCGAAACCGCAUUGCAACGUGCUCAUGGCACAAUUGCGGGAUUACUUGCACACUGCAGUACCAACUCCGUUGAUGGACGCCAGAGUAGAGGUUGUCGACCUUCACGCCUACAUUGCGAAGAUCGACUGUGAGUUCAAGACGCAACGGUACGACGACAUCGACGCACCAUUGUUAUAUGUACGCAUUCAGAUCGGAGAGGCGACCUGCAACGCUUUGAUCGAUUGCGGAGCAUCUUGCAACUACAUGAGCCAGGACUUUAUGGUACGCGCCGGCCUUGGCCCACGCGUCCGGAGGAAGUCCCAGCCUACGCAAGUCACGUUGGCAGACGGUCACACGCACAAGUCAAUCGACCGGUGCAUGGAUGACGUCCCCGUGUACUUUGCCCCGCAUGCAAGCGCGGCGGUGUCCUUCAAUAUCUUGGACACCAAAUUCGACAUGAUCUUGGGCAUGUCAUGGCUGCGAAGCGAGGAUCACCCGGUGAACUUCUACCGCCGCACCGUUCACGUUCGUGAUCGGAACGGAGUACUAGUCCCAUGCAUGGUAGCUCCUCCUCACCCUUCGAUCAGCUGCCAUGUGGUGUCCGCCGCAAGCAUGCGAGCCUCCAUCAUCAGAGACGACAUCGAGGAGAUGGGGUUAAGUGUGCUACGGGCACAACUCGACGACCUUCUGAAGAAAGGUUGGAUUCGGCCUAGCUCAUCGCCAUACGGUGCUCCUGUUCUCUUCGUCCGGAAGAAGAACAAGGAUUUGCGGUUGUGCAUCGAUUAUCGCAAGCUCAACGCGCAAACGAUCAGAAACGUCGGCCCUCUUCCACGCAUCGAUGACCUUCUCGAACGGCUGGGCGGCGCCAAGUUUUUCUCCAAGCUGGACCUCAAGUCGGGAUAUCACCAACUCGAGAUUCGGAAGGAGGACCACUACAAGACCGCGUUUAAGACACGAUAUGGGCAUUUCGAAUGGCUGGUUAUGCCAUUUGGCCUUACGAAUGCCCCGACCACUUUCCAAGCGGCUAUGACAAUGGAGUUCCGAGAAAUGCUGGAUCGAUUCGUACUUAUCUACCUCGACGACAUCCUGGUGUAUAGCCGGAGUUUGGACGAGCAUGUGGAACACCUGCGCACCGUUUUGGAGCGGCUACGAGAAGCCAAGUACAAAGCCAACCGCGACAAAUGCGAAUUCGCGCGGCAGGAGCUGGAGUACUUGGGGCAUUAUGUGACGCCGCAAGGCAUCCGUCCGCUUGCGGACAAGAUCGAGGCCCUCCGCGUAUGGCCCGAGCCCACCAACACCAUGGACGUUCGUUCAUUCAAGGGGUUGGCGGGCUACUAUCAACGAUUCAUCACCGGAUACUCAAGGAUUGUUGCACCUAUGAUGGGAUUACAAUCGCCAAAGGUGCCAUUCGUAUUCGAUGACGACGCACGCCGGUCAUUCCAAGCACUUAAGACGGCCAUUCUCAUGGCACCCGUCCUUAGCAUCUAUGACCCCACCCCGCCUACGAGAGUGACAACUGACGCUUCCAGCUACGGCAUUUGGGCAGUCUUGGAACAACACGACGGCGACGACUGGCACCCUGUGGAGUAUUUCAGCCACAAAGUGCCUCCCAUCAAUUCCCUUGAUGAUGCAAGGAAGGAGCUGCUCGCGUUCGUGAUGGCUCUCAAGCGAUGGCGGCACUUCCUCCUUGGGCGUCGUAGGUUCACAUGGGUAACGGACAACAACCCAUUGACCUACUACAAGACGCAGGAUACGGUGAGCAGCACGAUCGGACGAUGGAUGUACUUCAUCGACCAAUUUGACUUCACAACGAAACAUCUUCCCGGCCUCUCCAAUCGCGCAGCAGAUGCACUCUCGCAAAAACCUGAUCUUUGCGCUAUGACACAUCAUGCCUUCGCAUUCGACGAGGAACUUCAGCGACACUUCAUCCGGGGAUAUGAGUCGGAUCCGGACUUCGCCACGUUGUAUGCGCAGCUAUCUUCGGAUCACCCAGCCAGCCACUAUCGCAUUGCCGACGGAUACUUGCUCCUCCACUCGAGAGGCAAGGACUUAUUGUGUGUCCCACGAGACCGUCGUCUUCGGACUCGCCUUCUCGGUGAGUAUCAUGACUCGCGACUCGCCGGCCAUUUCGGAGUCAACCGCACCAUUGCACGGCUUCGACAACGAUUCCAAUGGACCGACCUCAUUACCAAUGUCACUCGGUAUUGCGACUCUUGCGAAGUUUGCCGACGAAGCAAGCCCCGCAAUCGCAACCCCUACGGCGAGUUGCGCCCGAUGCCUAUCCCACGGGAACCCGGCCUCUCCAUUGCCAUGGAUGUCACCGGGCCAUUCCCCCGCGAUCGCCUCGGACACGACGACAUCCUCACGGAUGUGGACCGUUUGAGCAAGUAUGCGCGUUUUCUCCCUUGCAAGUACUACUCCACGGCUCCCGAGCUGGCACGCCUCUUGCACACCGGUUGGAUUUGUGGCCACGGUGUACCGGAAGACAUAGUCAGCGACCGCGACACUUGCCUCAUGUCGGCAUUUUGGACUGCUCUCAUGCAGGAGUCCGGCACGAAGAUGAAACCAAGUUCGGCUCGGCAUCCACAGACGGACGGGCAAACGGAGCGGGCACAUCAAACCGCUCAAAUGAUGUUGCGUACGCUCAUCCGUCCGGACCAGAAAGAUUGGGUUGACCACCUCCCCGACAUCGAGUUCGCCUGCAACACUUCGAUGCACCCGGCGAUCAACGUGACUCCAUUCGAGUUGCACCACGGUGGACGGAAAGGCCGUAUCUUUGCCGACCUUCUCCUCCCACGGCCAGCCGACAUUGACGCCGCUUGCUCUCCCGCUUCCGUCCGGAAGUACAGGGAAUUGCUGGCUCAAGCCCGUGCGAACAUGCAAAAGGCUCAAGUCCGCAUGCAGCAGCAAGCCAACAGGCGUCGCGUGCCAUGUCCCAUCCGCGCCGGUGAUCUGGUUUGGGUCUCCGCGGAAGAGUUUGCACUGGAACAGGAUGUUUCACGCAAACUGCUUCCCAAGUGGUUUGGACCAUGGCCCGUAACAUCAGCCGCGGCCGAUGUGCCCAAUGGCCCUUCAUUUGUGAUCAACAUCCCGGCGCAUUUGAUGGUCCAUCCAGUCUUUCACGCCUCGAAGCUGGCAACAUAUACACCAGCUAAGAGCGACGACUUCCCAGGCCGACGAUCGCAGGACCCUCCAUCUAUGGAUGUUCAUCAGGAAGUUGACCCCGUCAUCACGGAUCGCAAGUACGGCAACAAGCCUCGCCAGUACAAAGUUACAUUCAGAGCAUGCGAUCCCGACGACACUCGGUGGAUUUCAGGAACAGAUUUGAAAGCAUCCGCACCGCUGAUCUACGCUCACUACGAGCGACAAAGGUUAGCUCAAGGACCUUCACGACCUGCCCCUCCCACCCGGACUGUGGUCCCUCCCUCAGACAGACAGCUUCGCCCUCGCAGGUAAGCUCGGUUUUCAAGGAGGGGGGGGUGUGGCAUACUGAGUAGCCACAUGGGCCUACAGGGCCCGUCCCGCAUUUCCAGCCUAAAAGC
Molecule: messenger RNA, 3719 nt
Organism: Chara braunii
Lineage: Eukaryota; Viridiplantae; Streptophyta; Charophyceae; Charales; Characeae
Source: the annotation of a GenBank genome assembly